Molecule: messenger RNA, 1449 nt
Organism: Synchytrium microbalum
Lineage: Eukaryota; Fungi; Chytridiomycota; Chytridiomycetes; Synchytriales; Synchytriaceae
Exons: 4
Coding region: 1-1449 (482 amino acids)
Biological process (GO): negative regulation of septation initiation signaling; mitotic spindle assembly checkpoint signaling; protein ubiquitination
Cellular component (GO): mitotic spindle pole body; cell division site; ubiquitin ligase complex
Molecular function (GO): ubiquitin protein ligase activity; protein binding
Source: RefSeq, a predicted model, not a curated record
AUGGUCCUCUCUCCUCGCAUACCGUUCUUCUCUUCUUCUCCUGCACAAGCACCAGCUCCCGUCGUAGAAUCACCUUCUUCAUCAACACCACCCAUACAUCGAGCUAUGGAUGCAGCAGCAGUUCCAUCAACGCCAUCCAAUACCAUACCACUAUCUCCAUUAUCCGACAAGAAUAUACGAGUGCUCCUCAUCCCACAUAAAGACCCAACCAGAACAACACCUUCAUCAGCAUUCGAUCCCGUCGAUCGUGAAUUAGUCGACGGCGUGGUCCUGAAACUUGGACGACAAGUCCGUUCACCAGCUAAUGCUCCAACGAAUACCGGUGCUGGUUCACUGUCAUCUCCUACUCCUGCUACCGUCGCUGCUCCUUCGGUCGUCGCUGAUGGAACUCUUCAACAACCACCCUCACCAGGCGCUAUUCUGGCUGGCAAUGUCAAUAGUACACCAUCAAAUCAAGAGCAACGAGGUGGCAAGAUUAUCGAUAAUAUCUGGUUCAAGAGCAAGGUUGUCAGUCGAAGUCAUUCUGAGAUGUGGGUCAAGGAUGGACAGCUAUAUAUAAAAGAUGGUGGAAGUUCUUCAGGUACCUUUUUGAACAGGAUGCGUUUGAGUCCAUCUGGCAAGGAAAGCCGACCAUACCCUCUCAAAGAUGGCGAUAUCAUUCAACUCGGUGUCGAUUAUGGUGGCAAAUCUGAAGAAAUAUACAAGUGUGUGAUUAUGAAGAUUUCCAUCAACAGCCACAGUCUGUUUGUCCAACAACGAAAAAAGGAAAACCCAGCCAGGUUCCGAACAGCAUUGAGGCAACUGUUGACUGCCACAAACCCAUAUUCGACAUCCAAAGACUCUCCAACAUCACCCAGUCAAACUGCUACCGUCGAUUGCUGCAUCUGUCUCUGCACCAUUGGCCCAUUCCAAGCUCUCUUCCUGGCACCAUGCUCACAUUGCUACCACUACAAAUGUAUACGAUCUCUACUCGCAGAAUGUGUCAUGUUUCAAUGUCCCUUAUGUCGACAGGUCGCCAAUUUGGAAGCCAGUGUAUCUAUGGAAUCGUUAUGUGACUUGGCAGCCGAAGACCCAGUCGAAAAGGAAGAUGCUGCCAGCAUCCACGACUCUGACGAGCAAGGAAAUCAAGAUGGUGUUGUGGUAAAUAAUAAGGAAGGGAUUGCCGCAGUUGACGCUACAACACAACUGCAACGAUUGUUGGCUACGGUCAAGGCAGUGCCUCCAGCAAACGAUGACCAACGACGUAUUCUGGAAGAUUUGGAAUCUCAGUUGGCGUCACUCAAGAUUCGUAUUGGUGAAAGGGUUGGUGAGUCCUCCGGAGAUGCCAUCAACUGGAGUGCUCAAACUGACAGCUCAUCUGGAUUGGCAAGGAGCAUGCACAAGAACCAUACAUUUGUACACGAAGGUGGUGUUGAAUCUACAGACACAGAGACAGAUGCUGAUUUAUAA